AUGAUUGAAAUGGAGCAAUAUGUUUUGGCAGGUGAUUGUCCCAUUAAACUUCAGCCUGUUAAGUUAGCUGUGGAGUUUGGGGCUUCAGCCUCAGCUAACUGUUCCACAACCAUCAACCACCAUGGCAUGGGCUGGGAGGCAUCGGAGGGAGCAGUAGACAUGGUGGACGAUGUCCAGUUCAUCACCUGGAGGGUAGAGAGCCUCACACACUGGGACAUAGAACCAAUUUGCUACAUCAACACAAACGAGCAGUGCUAUCUCAGUCUCCCAGUUACUGUUUACAAGCGUCCAGACCGGGUUUCCAUCAGCACUGUGGGUCACACAGGGCCGAUGACUGAAGGCAGCCAGUACGAGCUCCAGUGUGAUGUUCAGAAUGUUGCUCCUGUUCAUCUCCUCACUGUGAACUGGUACAAAGGACAACAUCUAGUGAAAAGUGUAGAAUCUGAUCACCAUUCCUCCAUAACCCCAAUAAACUAUUCUAAUACACUCUGGAUCUCCACAAGCAAAGAUGAUGAUGGAGUUCAGUACAGAUGUGAGGCAGAACUGAAACUGGGACCAGAAGGACCUCAACCUCCUCCUGUAGUGACAUCAGAUCCUCUCAACAUUACAGUGCACUGUGAUUGUCCCAUUAAACUUCAGCCUGUUAAGUUAGCUGUGGAGUUUGGGGCUUUAGCCUCAGCUAACUGUUCCACAACCAUCAACCAACAUGGCAUGGGCUGGGAGGCAUCGGAGGGAGCAGUAGACAUGGUGGACGAUGUCCAGUUCAUCACCUGGAGGGUAGAGAGCCUCACACACUGGGACAUAGAACCAAUUUGCUACAUCAACACAAACGAGCAGUGCUAUCUCAGUCUCCCAGUUACUGUUUACAAGCGUCCAGACCGGGUUUCCAUCAGCACUGUGGGUCACACAGGGCCGAUGAUUGAAGGCAGCCAGUACGAGCUCCAGUGUGAUGUUCAGAAUGUUGCUCCUGUUCAUCUCCUCACUGUGAACUGCAAAGAUGAUGAUGGAGUUCAGUACAGAUGUGAGGCAGAACUGAAACUGGGACCAGAAGGACCUCAACCUCCUCCUGUAGUGACAUCAGAUCCUCUCAACAUUACAGUGCACUGUGAUUGUCCCAUUAAACUUCAGCCUGUUAAGUUAGCUGUGGAGUUUGGGGCUUCAGCCUCAGCUAACUGUUCCACAACCAUCAACCACCAUGGCAUGGGCUGGGAGGCAUCGGAGGGAGCAGUAGACAUGGUGGACGAUGUCCAGUUCAUCACCUGGAGGUAUGAUAGAAUUUCUACUCUUUCCCCACAGAGCGUCCAGACCGGGUUUCCAUCAGCACUGUGGGUCACACAGGGCCGAUGA
This is a messenger RNA of Pangasianodon hypophthalmus (striped catfish), 1347 nucleotides long. RefSeq lists its product as uncharacterized. The record is from RefSeq and is a predicted model, not a curated record. The transcript is spliced from 7 exons. Gene Ontology annotation, molecular function: integrin binding. Gene Ontology annotation, biological process: cell adhesion. The coding region runs from base 1 to 1347 and encodes 448 amino acids. NCBI's taxonomy places the organism in Eukaryota, Metazoa, Chordata, Actinopteri, Siluriformes, Pangasiidae.